Messenger RNA from Porites evermanni, 629 nucleotides. NCBI's taxonomy places the organism in Eukaryota, Metazoa, Cnidaria, Anthozoa, Scleractinia, Poritidae. The record is from the annotation of a GenBank genome assembly.
AGCGGGACCCAAGAGGGAGAAAAGAGCGGAAUCGAGAAGGGAAGAACAUUCUGUAACUUACCGAUAUUCCUAUUCGUCGCACUCAGCAGGAGCCGCUAUAAGGGAAAGUACGUUUUUAUUGGGGGGCGGGGGUGGGCCGGGGUAUUUUAGAUUUUUUUUGCGAAAAAAGUCGUGGCCCUCCCACUUCCUAGAAUGGAUUAAUGCAAUGAACCUUCGGAAAUACCCAAACAAAAACAUCUGACCCCGCCCCCCCACUACCUAUCCAAGACAAAAAUAACCGGAAGUGAAAAUAACAAACUGGAAGUGUUACUCAUAUAACAGGGUUCAUCUGCGCACAAAGUAGUUGAUUGUGUGGCGUGUGAUUGUAUAGUGAAAACUUGAAAAUGGGCAAGGAUGUACGAGGAAUAGAAAGAGGGAAAUAUGCUUGUGGUGAACGCGAGUAUUUAAUGAGGUCAGAUGGAGCCACUUGUGGCUAUUGUGGCUGUUUGCCGACUCGCCAUUCUAAAAAGAAUGCCCGCUAUUCCUCUGACUCUGUUGGUGGCACAUCGGCUGCGGGAACAAGUGAAAGCACAAGUCCAGAGAAGUGGAAAGAGACCGAGGGUAGCUUAAGUGAAGAAUCCUCACCGUAA